This is a messenger RNA of Didymodactylos carnosus, 1443 nucleotides long. The record is from the annotation of a GenBank genome assembly. NCBI's taxonomy places the organism in Eukaryota, Metazoa, Rotifera, Eurotatoria, Philodinida, Philodinidae.
UAAAUCGGCCAUUGAAUACUGUCUAUGUGACAUUAUCUGAAUUUCCAAAAAUCUCACUUUCGUUUUUUCGCCUAAUUUCCAUGUGGUUGCCACUGUGCUAUCGUGUUAUAUAUUUCAGGUAUAUGUAUGGAUGAAAAAGAUUUACAAUGGGGACGAAAAGUACAUGAUAUAAUAUCUCAAUCAUCUGAUAAUAAAUUGAAAUCAAAUGAAAAACUUCAAUCAAUGCUAAUGUCAAUGUAUAUUAAAUGUGGUGAUGUUGAAGAAGCUGAAAAAAUAUUUUUACAAAUUAAAGAUCAAAAUAAAAAUAUAGUCGAUUAUAAUUCGAUAAUGAAAUGUUAUAAUAAUAAUAAUUUAUAUGAGAAAACAAUUAAAUUAUAUCAAAAGAAUGAUAUUCAACCUGAUCAUGUUACUUAUAUUUUAGUUUUACAAGCAUGUCGAGAUUCACAAAUGUUAGAAGAUGGAAAAUCUGUCCAUUUUGAUAUUAGUCAAGAUCCAUUAUAUCGUACACAUCGUGAAAUUUACAAUCUAUUACUCGAUAUGUAUCUAAAAUUAAAUGAUUUAAAAUCUGCUGAAGAAAUAUUUAUUCAAAUGAGAAAUCAAAAUAAUGUAAUUAGUUUUACUUCGAUGAUGAAAGCGUAUAAUAAAGAAAAUUAUUUUGAUCAUACUCUGCAAUUAUAUAAACAAAUGAUAGUAGACAAAGUAAAACCAGAUCAUACUGUCUAUCAGUAUCUUCUACAAGCAUGUGCUGAUGGAAAUUUUCUUGAUAAAGGUACACUCUUUCAUACAGAACUAAUACAAAAUUAUCCAGCUUUUUUGGAACGAAUUGAAAUUCAAAAUUCAUUAUUGAACAUGUAUGGAAAAUGUAAACAAGUAAAAAAAUGUGAACAAUUAUUUAAUCGAAUUCCAUUAGAUAAACGUGAUAUAAUUACCUAUUGUACAAUGAUAACUGUAUACGAUUUAAAUGAUCAAGGAAAAAAUGCUUUACAAUUAUUUGAACAAAUGAAACGAUAUUUUUCGCCUACUCAUGAUGUUUAUGUACUCAUAUUAAAUACAUGUUUACAUCAUAAAUUUGUUCAAGAAGCAAAACAAAUUUUUAACUCCAUUACAGAUAAGAAACAUAAAAAUAAUGCACAAAUUAUAACGAUUAUGAUUGAAAUAUUUGCUUGUUCUAAUCUAUGGUUUGAUGCUGAAUUAUUCAUUAUAAAUUAUGAAUUAGAAAAUGGUACUGAAAAACUAGAUCAUUCAAUGUAUUGUACAUUGUUAAGUAUAGCAUGUUUGACACAUUCUAUCGAACAGGCAAGAAAUUUAUUCAAACGACUAAAAUAUAUGCGCACUUUAACACAACUUGAUCUGACUAUAUAUCAGGGACUAAUGAAAGAUGAUGAACGAGCACUUUUAGAAGAUGAACGAGAUAAAAUAAGAAAACAAAAAACGAUGUAUUAA